Messenger RNA from Peniophora sp. CBMAI 1063, 978 nucleotides. NCBI's taxonomy places the organism in Eukaryota, Fungi, Basidiomycota, Agaricomycetes, Russulales, Peniophoraceae. The record is from the annotation of a GenBank genome assembly.
AUGUCCUUCCAGCUACACUGCUCGUUCUGUAAUAUCACUAUCCCCGAAGCUCAUGGCGUCCAUCACCUCAACGGCCAGGAGCACGCGGCCAACGCCUCACAUGCGGUCACUCGCACUCACAAGAUCUCUCGCGCGAGCCGGGCGCUCGGCGUCCCUAUGCUCAGAGUCUACUCGUACCGGGAGUACACAAACUUCCUGCCUCUUUACGUUUGGAAAGAGGCCGAGGUCGAAAAAGCACUGAGCUCGCUCAUGGCUUACAGAAUGGGUGGUCCCCUCGGCUUUGAUCUUGAAUGGGAGUCUGAAGGAGGCGUGCCGCGCCGUGUGGCGUUGGUUCAACUCAGCACCGUACACGUCGUUGUGCUGAUUCAAGUCUCAGCCAUGCGAGUCUUUCCGGCACGGUUACUAGAGAUUCUUGGCAAUCCACACAUCCUCAAACUCGGGGUAGGCGUGCUCGACGAUGCCAAACGCCUCUAUCAAGACUACGGCGUCUGCUCUAAUAACCUCAUUGAUCUCUGCCACUACGCCCGAUCCACCGAUCCGGACUUUCUCGCCCGUAACGGCAAGCGUCAAGUUGGACUCGCUGAGAUCGUCGCGCGGUACUUGUAUCGUGCGCUGGAGAAGGGUCCGGUGAGGAUGAGUCACUGGGAGGAUAGGUUGAGUUUCGAGCAGGCUGAAUACGCGGCGAACGACGCGCACUCCGCCGUCCAAGCCUUCCAUGCGAUGCAAGCUCGCUUGAACUACCAAACGAUCAAAAGCCUCAACGCGACUAACUUCACGUACAACUGGGAUAGUGCCCGUCCCGCGAGCGCAAAGAAGGCGGCGUCGGUGCCUGUCAUGCGGUCCGGUGUGCUUGUGGCGGCGGCUACGGCUUGGACUUGCUAUUCGUGCGGUGUCACUAUGGCGCUCGAGUCAAAGAACGAGCAUCUGGUCGGACCUGAUCACCUUGCACAUCUUGUCCGGAAGGGGAUGUCACUGUGA